This is a messenger RNA of Vitrella brassicaformis, 2702 nucleotides long. NCBI's taxonomy places the organism in Eukaryota, Vitrellaceae. The record is from the annotation of a GenBank genome assembly.
UCACCCACGCACUGUACCCUCUUGUACCUUGGUGGCACUGCCGUCAGACUGGUACGAGUAUGCAUAAUAGACAAGCUGUUUAUGUUUCCCACAGUGUGCAUCCGUCCCAGGAAUCCUGACACCGAGGAUUCUGAUUAUGGAGCUGUUCCUCUUCUUCACUUUCAUUCUACAUCGCUCCUGCAGAGACAUCGAAACGGAGUAAUCAAUUCAUCGCCGCUACUCAUCGUUCGCUUACCUUAUUGUCUAAAAGUGCCUUGGAUUCACACCUCCCGUUCUUUGAAUUCAAUUCAAGAUCCACAUUUGCCCAAGGAAGACCCCUCUCCGCACGCCGAUCAAACCUGGAUGAAGGGACACAUAUCGGCACACAACUAUACGGUUCAGGUGCACUUUUCAUUCCACCAGAAAAGGACUGCCGAGAGCGAGAAGGCCCCUGAAUUGUCCUCUUCCACCUCAAUGUCUACUUCAUCGCCCUCACCGAUGCAGACCGUCCCAAAUGCAGCUCCUCCAGGAUAAGCAACGUGUUCAUCAUCGAACCGUUGGGCCUUCAAGACACCUCCCCCCCACAACCUGAGGUCCAAACAGAGAGCCCUGGUUUGGACCGAAACUUGUGUGUACCUGUCGAAGCCGUGCGUAAUUCUCCCCUGUUCUGACAUAAAAUCAGUUUGCAAAAGCGUGGCUACCAUCAGGAUACCGGGAUCAUUUACGUCGGUCCCGAUCCCGGAUCCCAAGUACCUUACCCACCCAUGGGAAACAUCAGGAAUCACAAUUCAGGCCGGACAUGCUAGAGCGAAUUUACCAAUGAGAAAAAACUCCGAGAAAGCCUGUGACAACUGGUGCAGCAAAGGACGUUCCCACCCCUUUGGCGGUGAAUGUUCCCUCGGCAUCAAGCAUGCUGGUGUAAACACCCUGCAACAAGAUAAAUGUCCCCCCGCCUUGUAGAGAAGCCGUGAGUAUCGAAGCAAAGAAGCCAUUACGGUAUUCACCUGUGCCACCACAUCAACAAUCGUGCGAUCCGUCUCAAAGUCACCCUGGGAUGAGAAAUGCCUGAACUCAUAAAUGCCGUAUCCUCAGCGGAUGCCCUUCUUGUCCCUUUCUGCUUACGCGACUUCCGCUCCCUGGCACGGCCCAUCCUCUCCAAUCUCACCGGUUUCUCCGAGGCUGCCCACUGUGAGAACCGCAUGAGCGCUGGCAGGCGACACGGCACUGCACUUGUCAACAGGCACCUGGUGCCUCGAGUUCCCGCUCGCGGUGACAAGCAGCUUGCCCGCGGUAAAGAAGGAAUUGCCAAUGCGACUACCGAGGCCGGUGCCUUCACAGCCGUCUUCCAGGGCGCCCGCCGAGAAAUUGAUGAUGUUGGGACAGUGUCCUGAUAAGAGCAAAAACAGUCCUUGGUAUGUGUGAAAGUACUCGCAUCGACUGGUCAUUGACCAUGCUUCUCAUCACAAGCAAGCGUGGCGUCGAGAACCGAAGCGAGCGACGAGUCGAGUCCAUCCGUUCGGUAGUGCGUGAUACGGCAUUUGGGACACACACCAGUAUGAGCCUUCUUCCAAUCGGGAGUGUCCACUGAAUCAUCCCUGUUGUACUCAUCAAGGGCUUGGUCGUCCAUCGUAUCGCCGGCGAUGAUUCCUGUGACGCUCGUUGCAUGCUCCGACUCAUCAGCCUCUUCGAAGUCAUCGACCUCCUUGCAAUCGGCGUCGAUGCAAUUAUAAAGACGCCCCAGAGGGGGGGCUAAGCGGAAAGGACCAUUGGCCUUGGAGCGGAAGCCGACAUGCUCGUUGUCCACAGCACUAUCUCUGUGACUUGAGGGAGCCUGCGUACACCGCGUAUUCACCAGUCAUCCAGCACAUACGUCUGUUUCCUUGCUUAUUUUGUUGCUCUCCUACCUCCGCCACGCCGAGGGGGACGCCUUCGACCUUGCCAUAAAAUGUGCUAGCCCCAUUGAAAUCCGGAUAGAACUUGUCGAAGUGGUGAAUAUGAUUCCGGUCCAGUCCAUCACAUUUAAGACGACGACGACGAUGGUCUGCCGCUUGGUCGUCUCCUAGCUCGCCUCCCGUCCUCCCGAUUCGCGGUGCCAUCUGGCGUGUCGGAAAAGAUAUGCGCUCCCUGCGGACAUCCUCGGCAACGUACCCAAUUUCGGGAUGGCCUUUCAAUAACUGCUCGAUUCUCUCUUGGGAAGAACAAGCAAAGAGAGAGGGAAUCGAGGAGAAAAGAAGUCAAUCUGUCUAUACCGAUGGGCAGGUUCGCAACAACCACAGGGGAGUGGUUCAAUGUGUGGAGAAUCUGGCCCUCGACAUUCUCGAUUCCCUUCUGAAUCGACUGCAUUGCAGCAACAAUACGAAGACUUUGGCUUGAUUUUUGGAGCCAAUGAUUUAGUUUGCAAUUCCAAGUAUCCUCACCUCCACCCGCACAGCCGUUUCAUUUGACAUUUCCUCCAGAAUCCGAGCAUGUAUUGCCUGUAACUCUGCUUGCGUCCUGAUGAGCCCCCUACCCAUCGCCACCUUGACCUUGUGCUGUAAAAACAUGCUAUUGUCCGUCUCCCCAAAGACAAUUAGUCUCAAUCUUGGGUUGUCAUCGUUGGCAUUAGCGACACCGUCUUUCUCCAUUUUGAACGCAUCGAGCUUCCUCCUCAGAGAUGGAGCUAUGCGUAUCGGUCCUGUUGAUGGUUCGAGCGGAACAGGGGAAUUUCGAAACCGACGGUGCAU